Molecule: messenger RNA, 785 nt
Organism: Chelonia mydas (Green sea turtle)
Lineage: Eukaryota; Metazoa; Chordata; Testudines; Cheloniidae
Gene: PPIH
Product: peptidylprolyl isomerase H
Exons: 10
Coding region: 88-621 (177 amino acids)
Biological process (GO): protein folding; protein peptidyl-prolyl isomerization
Cellular component (GO): intracellular membrane-bounded organelle
Molecular function (GO): peptidyl-prolyl cis-trans isomerase activity
Source: RefSeq, a predicted model, not a curated record
CACGUGCUACUGCGCACGCGCGUGCCUGGGGCAGGCCCGCCAUGUUGCCGGCGGCCGGGUUCCGGUUCCGGGUGAGGCUGGGUCGCUAUGGCGGUGCUGGCAGCCAAUCCCAACAACCCCGUGGUCUUCUUCGAUGUCAGCAUCGGCGGCCAGGAGAUCGGCCGCAUGAAGGUGGAGCUGUUCGCUGACGUUGUGCCCAAAACGGCGGAGAAUUUCAGGCAAUUUUGUACAGGUGAAUUCAGGAAAGAUGGUGUCCCAAUAGGUUACAAAGGGAGCACUUUCCACAGAGUCAUUAAGGAUUUCAUGAUACAGGGAGGUGACUUUGUAAACGGAGAUGGUACUGGAGUAGCUAGUAUAUACCGGGGUCCCUUUGCAGAUGAAAACUUCAAACUCAGACAUUCUGCUCCUGGGCUGUUGUCUAUGGCAAACAGUGGUCCAAGUACAAACGGGUGUCAGUUCUUCUUCACCUGUUCCAAAUGUGACUGGCUGGAUGGGAAGCAUGUUGUGUUUGGUAAAAUCGUUGAUGGGCUCCUUGUCAUGAGAAAAAUUGAAAAUGUACCUACUGGUCCAAAUAACAAACCCAAACUGCCAGUGGUCAUCUCACAGUGCGGUGAAAUGUAGAGCAAUGAAUGCAGAAAUCUCGGUAGUCAUUGGUCCCUCGUUGCCUUUUCCUGCAGGCCAUAUCUGUGCUGCUGGCACUUCUACAGACGUUUCUGAUAUUCAGGAUGUACAAUUUUUUUUAAAAACAAAUUUUCCAGUGUAAAUAAAGCAUUUUGUUAAAUGUC